This is a messenger RNA of Priapulus caudatus, 977 nucleotides long. RefSeq lists its product as uncharacterized. The transcript is spliced from 6 exons. The annotation marks the transcript as partial. The record is from RefSeq and is a predicted model, not a curated record. NCBI's taxonomy places the organism in Eukaryota, Metazoa, Priapulida, Priapulimorpha, Priapulimorphida, Priapulidae.
AUACAUUGUAUAGUAGUUAUUGUAUAUUGUUGAGUAAUAUUUUUUUUGUGGCCACAACAACAAUUAUAUAAUGACGAAUAAAAAAGUGGAAAUAUGUACUCUGUGUUUUUGAACAUUUCAGUGACAACACAUGUACGUCUGGCGCAGUCUGCCCAAAGUGCUAUUAUAUCCUGGGCAAAAUGUGCAAAGGCCUGCAAACAGUGCCAACAUCAGCAUCAGGUGCCAGCUCUCCGGCUCAAAGGACGCCGCACAAGGUCAACAAGCGAUGUCUUGUUUUUACUCCCCGGCAAGGCAAACGCACCAAUCCAGGAAAAAGUGGAACAACAAAUUUAAAAAAAUCCCGUAACUAUAAGGCAAGAGCCUGUACGUUGCUGCACAAGUCAAACUAUGAAAAAAUGCUUGCUUUGCUGUGGGGCUCAAGCCAGGCGUUCCGCGCAGCAUUGACAAAGUUUCUCAGGAAGAAAGUUUAUUCGGAGGCAAAGGAAUUCGGGGAAAAACCGUCAGUACUACGCCAAAAUUUAAGCUUGGCCAACAUCAAUGCUUUCAACUGGAACACUGCUAUUGCGGAAAUUGAAGCUGGCAUGCCACUCAUCUUCAACACCUACUGUGGCAUGAUGGAGAAGAGGAGACGCUCAAGUGGUCGCAUCGUGUCCGUUGCACUAAGCAAACCAAGGCUAGGUGCAUCCAUUGGCAUCAUGUUGGCUAACAGACAGCCAAGGGCCUACAAACUUCUGCCAGCAUGGAUUGGGGUCGAGCUGUUGAGGAGUGGCUGCAAGAAGAAGGUUUUCUCGUGCUUGAGUCACGUUGGCAUCUGCCAAACGGCGUCAUCUGCUCAGCGAUGUGUCGAUAAGAUAGCGAGUGAGUUCGACAAAGAAUUACGCCAAUGGAAGAAUGACAUAGAGAAAGAUUAUCACAACUUGAAAAGCCUGGAUCUCUUCAACUGUGAAGUUACCAAUAUUGAUAAUUAUAGGCAAAAG